AUGCAAGAUGUACCGCAACACCUGCACCCGUACUGGUGUUUCCGCGAUGACCUAACAAUACUUGACGGUCUCAUUAUGAAAGGGAAUAGAGUCAUCAUUCCCACCAGUAUGCGACAUGACACGCUCGAGCUCAGUCGACUACAUGACGCACACCAGGGCAUUACUUCAACCCUUCGACGUGCAAGGCGCACCGUUUACUGGCCAAAGUUGCAGGAUGACAUCACUGAGAUGGUCCAGAAAUGUGAUGACUGCCAAAGGCAUGGUAACAAGAAAUCUAGAAUCCCAGAACGACAAAUAGAGUUCCAAGGCAGAUAUGCACUGGUCACGGUAGAUUAUUUUUCCGGAUUCCUCACAUACGACACCCUGAAAGUUCAAACAAGCGAAGCAGUGAUAAAGGUGCUAAACAGCAACUUCAGAAAAUUCGGGCUACCAGAGAAGAUACUCUCAGACAAUGGCCCGUGCUUCAGAUCUGAAAGCUUUCGACGUUUUUGUGAACAGCUCGAUAUUGGCCACAUAACGUCGAGUCCGUAUCACCACCAAAGCAAUGGUAGAGCGGAAAGAGCUGUUGGGAUUGUCGAACAUAUUCUGAAGAAAAGCAGAAGCGAUGUAGCCAUCACAAAGGCACUUACAACUUACCUUGACACCCCAGUAAGUGACACACUACCAUCACCGGCUGAACUCUUCUUUAACAGGCGGAUUAAUACCCGACUUAGCAUGAACAUGACACCAGUACCUUUGACUGAUCAGCAAAAAACUGGUCUCAAUGACAAGCGCUCAGCUCACUUGAAGUCAACAAAGCAGGACCAAGUGAAGUACAUGCUCAAUCAACCUGUUUGGUUUACCGAUGAUGCCUUGGAUGAAUGGAAACCUGGUUAUAUCGACUCUAAAGACAGCACACCAAACGCAUACUGGAUUAUCAACGACGCAAGCAACAGAAGGUUGAGACGGAAUACACAUGACAUUAAACCACGCCAUACCUUUAUCGCACACCAGCGACCCCAACAGACUGUCUUCGACAGUCAUCCAGAAUGCCACGUAGACCGCGAAAGCCCACCACCUGCUGUAGUAGAACAACCAAGUGGGUGGUCAGAAAUACCUGAUUCACCCCCAGAAAUCCACCAUCAUCACCUACGAUGA
This is a messenger RNA of Paramuricea clavata, 1137 nucleotides long. Lineage: Eukaryota; Metazoa; Cnidaria; Anthozoa; Malacalcyonacea; Plexauridae. The record is from the annotation of a GenBank genome assembly.